AUGCUAACAGAUGAUGCAUUAAAGAAGGAUGAUGGAGAAUAUAUAUACUGUCUUAUAAGAAGUAGGGAUGACCCCAAAGCAGCCUAUAAUCCAUAUGAUCUUCAAGUAGUCUCUGCAAAUAUGGCUAGACAAAGUAAAGAAUACUGGACUAUUAGUGCCUCAUAUGUAUCCAAGAUCAUCUAUGAAGCUUAUGUCAGAACCUUGAGGUACCCCACUGCGCACUUCCCUUCUUGUAGAUAUAGUUUCUUUAACGACUACAUGCUGAGUGUAGUUGGCCAGCCAACUAUGACUCCAUCUGGUGUUGCCCCUGAAGCUCCUCAGCAUUCAGAAACACCACUGGCUUCUUCUGUGACAUCCUUUUGUGAGGGUGCCAUAGCUGCAGCUGUAAGGGAAGGUUUUCAAAAAGGGGACAUCCCUUUAGAGGACGCUUCUGCCUGUUUCCCAAUUGAAAUGAUUCCGGACCCAAACAAUCCGGGCCAAAAUAUUCCAAAUUAUGUCCCCAUCCCUUACAAGGUUCUCAGAGACCUUAAGUCUGCUGUCUCCUCGUAUGGGAUCACCUCUCCGUAUGCACAAGGGAUGUUUGAAACCACAGCUAAUACUUACACUAUGACUUUAGAAGACUGGAAACUGUUGUGUGGUAUGUUGAUGACCCCUUCCCAACUUUCUAUUUGGUCGUCUCAAUAUGCUCAUGAAAUUCAAAAAGCCAUUCACAGGGGUUUACCUGCUCUUGUGACCGAUGCCCAUUUGUAUGGCACAGGUGCCUUUCUCACGGCUCAACAGCAGGUUACCUCUCCAGCGGCUGCUUUUACCAUAAUUUCUCAAGCAGCCGUGGCAGCCCUGAAAAAGGUGGAUGAGGCAUCAUCCGCCCCCCUUAAAUCUUUUUCAAAAAUUAUACAGGGCUCAAAUCAGGCAUACUCUGACUUUGUCGAUGACCUGCAAAAGGCAUUGGCACGUCAAAUUGAAAAUGUUGAUGCUAAAAAUGAAUUGCUCAUGAAAUUGGCUUAUGAACAUGCUAAUUCGGAUUGUCAAAAAGUUCUGCACCCUCUUGUGAGCAAACCUGAUGCCACCAUUGCCGACUACCUGAAGGCUUGUCGGGUGGUUGGCACUAACGCCCAUAACAUGGAAAUUUGGGGCAUGGUCAUUCAGGGAGCUUCCCGAAAUAAUCCAAAAUCAGAUACCGGAGCGGACGUUUCGAUCAUCCGUGAGGAGGAGUGGCCACCUGAUUGGCCUACUGAAGCGUCUCCCGCAGUCCGCGGCGUAGGCGGCAUCCAAACGGCAAAAAUCAAAUUUAACAAUUCCAAACCUGCUUCUCGCUUUCAAUGGACAGUCCUGCCUCAGGGAAUGCUCAACAGCCCCACCAUGUGUCAAUAUUUUAUAGAUAAAACUUUGCAGCCGUAUCGGAAGGCACAUCCUCACUUUUUAAUUUACCACUAUAUGGAUGAUAUCUUGAUAAAUAAGUCUUAUACAUACACAUUGGAUAAAUUUUGUGAGGAACAAUAUCAACAAAGUCAACAUUCUUUAUCUCAAAUCCAAGCUUUUAAAGAUAAAGUAAUUAAAGUAAUUAAAACCUGCUUUUUAAAGGUGGCAAAAAUGAAGGGAGCAGAAACACUUUUUCAGCAUCCACUGCAUGAUUUCAAAGAGAAACCAAAAUACUUUGAGAUAGCUGAAUGGCGGCAUAUUAUGGAACGCUUUUCUAAGUUUGUUAAGCUUGUAGAUAGAAUCUUUCAAGAAUUCCUUCGCAGAUUGGUAAACAAUGCCUUAAAUACUCUUUGGGAGAUAUUUAAAGGUUCCAGUAAUAUGACAAUUUCAAAAAGGAAGACAAAUGAAAGCCUUAUGAGAUGCCAGUGGGUAUAUGAAAAUGAGCAUUUUGAAGAUACUCGGAAAUUAUUGCACCGUUCAAAGAAAUCAGAAGCACAACGUGAAAUUGUUACUGUCAGUGAUAUAGAUAAGAUCCUAGAAGAAGUGAAAAGGGAACUAAAAGGAGAAGAGGAAUAUUCCCCAAUAUUUGAAAUAAAUAUUUGUCUGAGAAUUCCCUAUGAAAAGGAGUAUCAUAGAAAAUAUUACCAAAAUGAUGACGAUUAUAUUGCAGAAUCUUCUGCAGAAUCUUUGAAGGAAACACUAGACUUUGAUGAAAUUUUGAACAGCUCAUUUGAAGAUGAUAGCAAACUUGAAGAAAAAUCAGAAAGUACUACAGAAGAUUUGGGUACAUUCAGGAAUGAAGAAGAAAUAAAGCCAUUGAGUCUGCUUCUUCCUCUGGUUCCAGAUGCAGGGAUGGUGAUCUCUCGGCUUCGUUGUCACAUGAGCUCCCUGGCACUUCCAACCAUCCUUCGGUUUUUGGCGAAGAAGAACAUGCGGCAAGAGAUUCAGAUCUCUCGGAAGAUGGAGGGCUUCCCCCUGACCCACCUGCAUUUGUCGGCCAAGAGAAUCGCUGGCAUACCUUCUCCUAAAGCACCUCAAGGGACAGAAGCGGACAAGACGGACACUACCGAUCCCCUCUUCAUCCAGCCUAAGGUUGAAAAGGAGGUGAUUCCGUCUCCCAGACUCUUCAUAGACUUGGUCCAGAACCAAUGGGCCUCACCAGGUACAGAUCCUCUCCCCAAUACCUUGGACAAGCGCCUGUAUAACGUGGGACCAGAACUCACCAAGGCCUUAGAGCGUGGCUACAUCUGCAGCGUGGACAAGGCAGGCCUCGGUGGAAGAGAUCUGCAAGGCGGCCACCUGGGCGACCCCCAAUUCCUUUAUCCUCCAUUAGAAAAUGGUCAGAUACACGUCGGUGGAUGUGGCAUUCGGAUGGCGAGUCCUCCAACAAGUUCUCCCUUCUUCAAACUCCUAGCCCAGUAUCAUUCCCACCCGGGGACAUGCCCAGCUCUGGCAAAGAAAAUUGCAGGCAUCCCAGCCCCAAAAGCAUCUCAGAGUGCAGAAGCAGACAAGACUGACACCACCGACCCACUCUUCAUCCAACCUAUGGUGGAGAAGGAGGUGAUCCCAUCACCACGGUUCUUCGUCGACGUUGUCCAGAAUCAAUGGGCAUCUCCAGGCAACCCUUCCCAAUGCCUCGAACAAGCAUACAGGAGAUUCGAGAUUCACUCUGUCCUAUCAAUUCUGGAGAGUGUUUGCAGACACGAUCUCACAUCAGUGGACCUUACGGAGGCUUACCUCCACGUGCCCAUCCACAAACAGCACAGGAGGUUUUUCCGCAUUGUCCGUGCAGACCUCCAUUACCAAUAUCGGGCCCUUCCCUUCGGGCUGUCCUCAGCCCCAAGGGUUUUCACGAAACUUCUGUCUGUCGUAGCCGCACAUCUGCGGGCCAGGCCCAUCCGGAUCUUCCGCUACCUGGACGACAUCCUUUUGUUGUCUAGGUCACACACCCAGGCCCUCAGGGAUCUCCAGGACACCCUUCAGGUUUUAGAUGAUGUGGGGUUCUCCAUCAAUCAGGAGAAGACUCACUUCGUCCCCACUCCUCGCGUGGUGCACCUGGGAGCCCUCAUAGAUUCAUCCCAGGAGCUCCAUUCACCACCCAGAUCUACGCUGGCUACGCCUAACCGCUUGGAGGCUGAGCGGGCGGUCCUGAGGGCAGAUAACCUUUCCAAGACUGUGAUCCAUACGAUCCAAGCCUCACGCCACCCAGCUACCAAUAGGAUAUACGAAUCUACAUGGCAGACCUUCGUUAACGGGGUGCCUGGGCGAGGGGAGGACCCAUUGAAAGCUGCAAUACCCCAGCUUCUUGAAUUCUUGCAGCAGGGCCUUGAUAGAGGACUUUCUCCGAAUACCUUGCGGCGGCAGGUGGCAGCUCUCUCCUCAGUUCUCUCUCUCCACCGAGAUGAACCCCUCUCCUUGCACCCUCAUGUCCUCAAAGGGGCAUCCAAUAUCUGUCCUCCUGUCAUACACCGAUUCCCCUCCUGGUAUCUGACCAAGGCCCUUGACUUCCUUACAGAACUGCCCUUUGAACCCCUCAGGGCGGCAACUCUGCACCACCUCACUCUCAAGACUGCCUUUCUGGUGGCCAUAACAUCAGCACGGAGGGUGUCGGAGUUGGUGGCCCUCUCCAUCCAGGCUGACCUGUGUGUCUUCCACCCAGACCGGGUGGUACUUCGCAUCGACCCCAUCUUUGUUCCGAAGGGCCUAAAAGCCUCUCCGUCCAUGAUUGGACGUUGGAUCAGAUCUGCCAUUGCUCAGACUUACAUCUCGCAUCAUCUCCCUCCUCCACCCAAGAUUACGGCUCAUGUCACGCGCAGCGCAGCCACGUCAGCGGCAUGGGCACGGCAGACCUCGGUGGAGGAGAUCUAUCAAGUUACACCAUUUUCUCAGGAUUCUCGCCUUUCAAUCUUCAUUGAUCAGUCAUUACAUAAAAUAAUGCAGCAAUGUGAAGAUUACACAGAUUUUGAACCACGAGAUUAUCAAUCAACAUGGCCAAACUGUGAUCUCAUUCUUGGGACAGAUCCAGAUUACCAAAACAAAAUUCUGGAUCUUCUCUCUCUUCAGAGUUCUUCACUGGCCCGAGUAGAAUCUUACAGCAGUAACUUUAUGGAUUAUUGCAGUAUGAUAGAUAAAGCAAAAUAUACAAAUGACAAAAUAGUAGCAUUGCAAAGAGAGAUGACUACAAACGAGUUUAGAAAUAUUCUAGAAAAUUAUACAGUUGAUGUAAAGGAGAUUGUAUGUAUGCUUAUUGAAAAACGCAUCUCUCUGUUUAGAGUAAAUAGUUUGAACUUUCAGACAGACUGCCUGCCAUAUUUUGAGUGUCUGCUUAAGACUAUUUAUUUGAAAUUUUAUAUAGCAAUUGAUACAAAGAAUGUACAUCUUGUUGAAGUCACCCAGUCAGCGGUAACAAAGUUGAACAAAGAACUAGUAACAGUGGAUGGAUUUGUUGAACAUUUGCUAUAUCUUCAGGAAAUUUCCUUACAACUACCAAAUAUAAAGGUUGACUAUCAUUAUCUUUCUCAGCUCCACUUCAUUGCAAAUGAUUAUAACAUCUUUAUUCCACAUCAGCAGCUUGCUCUCUAUCAAACUGUUGUGCGAACACUCCAGAAUCUUCAAUCAACUAUCCUUAUCUGUGAAAAAAUGAAGGAUGAUUAUGUUAUAAAGUUUAAUGAAACUUUGGGAGAAUUUAUGGAUAAUUUACAGAUUGAAAUGAAAGAAUACAAAAGCAAGGUGAGAAAUCCUGUCCUCCUCCUUAGUGAAACCCUGCCUAAGACAGCUAAAGAAAUGAUUGAAAAUCUUAUUGAAGAAGCAGGAAUUAUCAGUGAGAAAAUUUUAAAUUAUGCAAAUUACCAGCAUGUGCUUGAUGGUGCCAUUGGAGACAUGAAAUCAUUGUCUAUGGAAAAACUGUCUCACAGAAGUCAGGCUGGAGAUUCUCAGAGAGUGAAUGCUGAACUCUCAGAAAUUGAAGGUGAACUACAGUUGCGUAAAUUGUUAUGGGACUCGCAUGAAGAUUGGGCAAAACGUAUCUUUAAGUGGAAACACACAAUCUUUUGGAAUCUUGAUGUAGAUGUAAUUCAAAGUGAGGUUAACAGAUUCAUGCAGAGAAUUCAUAUUCUUGAAAAAGGCUUGCCAGAAAAUACUAUUUUACCCACUAUGAAGAAAUCAUUGUUGGAUUUUAAGGAAUCCUUGCCUAUAAUCAUAUCUUUAAGAAAUCCUAGUCUUCAACGAAGGCAUUGGGAAACAAUACAGAAUAUUGUUGGAGAGUCAAUUUCAUGGGAUAAAAGACUUACUCUGGAGAAGAUCCUGGAACUCAAUAUGUUUCAGUAUAGAAAAGAUAUUAAUGAAAUAUCCAUAAGAGCUUCCAAAGAAACAAAUCUUGAAGUAAUGUUGAAAAAAAUCAUUGGCCUUUGGAAGAAUACUGAUUUCCAUUUAUGUCCCUAUAACACUGAAACAUCUAAUAUUUUUAUAAUUUCAUCCGUGGAAGAUAUAACUACUCUGUUAGAAGAGUCUCUGAUGACAAUCUCAACCAUUAAAAGUUCUUGUUAUGUUGAGUCGAUUAAGAAUCUUGUUCAUGCUUGGGAUCAUAAGUUAAACCUCAUUUCCUGUACUCUGGAGGAAUGGUUAAUUUGUCAGAGACACUGGAUUUAUCUAGAACCAAUCUUUCAGGCUUCAGAAAUAAAAAGACAACUUCCAGGAGAAGCCAGUCUCUUCUCUGUAGUUGAUAACAAAUGGAAAGAAAUCAUGGCAUUUGCAGCAGAGACUCCAAAUGUUGUUAAGGCAACUACAACAAGUGGAAUUUUUGAAAUACUGCAGAGCAACAAUGCAUCACUAGAAAAAAUACAGAAGGCUCUUGAGGAGUAUCUUGAAGUUAAACGUAUGAUUUUCCCAAGAUUUUAUUUUCUCAGCAAUGCGGAACUCCUUGAAAUAGUAGCUGAAAGUAAAAGUCCUGAUGUUGUACAGCCUCAUCUUAUGAAAUGUUUUUCAAAUGUGAGGAAGUUAUAUAUACGGCCACAACAUCAGACACCUCCAGUGGUUUUAAUGAUUAGAUCUGCUGAAGGAGAGAUUCUUCUAAUACCAAAAGGUGUCCGUAUUAGAGGUUCUGUCGAACAAUGGCUUAAAAAUGUUGAGAAUACCAUGUGCAAUAUGGUAAGAAAGUUUAUAGAAGUUGGAAUUACAGAGUGGAAUCAAAUGGAAUUUAAAGAAUGGUUUUUUACCCACCCAGGACAGGUGAUAUUGAUUGUGAGUCACAUAAAGUUUUCUCAGGAAUGUGAAGCAGCUAUGUUGAGUUCUAAUUCAAAAAAGGAGAUGAUAGAAGACCUGGAUGAUCUGAUCAACGUUCUAGAGCAGCUUACAGAAAUAGCAUCAGAUAUUCUUCCCUACCACAAGCAAAGCACUUUAGAAGCUUUGAUUUCUUUGUCCAUCCAUAAUAGAGAUAUAUUACAUUUAUUGAUAGAUCAAGAUAUUGGCAUUAAAGAUUUUGAAUGGACAAGGCAAUUGCGUUACAAAUGGCAUGAUUGCAACCUGUGCACAGUUAUUCAAGGUUAUGCUUCCUUUGAAUAUGGUUAUGAAUAUUUAGGCUGCUCUCCACGAUUGGUUAUCACGCCUCUUACUGAUCAAUGUUGGUUAACCAUUACUGGAGCACUACAAUUAAAUCUAGGCUGCUGUCUUGCUGGGCCAGCUGGUACAGGAAAAACAGAGACAGUUAAAGAUCUGUCAAAAGCUUUGGGAAAAUUCUGUCUUACAUACAAUUGUUCUGGAGAUUUGGAUGAUAAGGUAAUGGGAAAAUUGUUCUUAGGGCUUGUUCAAUCUGGAUCAUGGUGUUGUUUUGAUGAAUUCAAUCGGAUUGAUAUAGAAGUCCUCUCUGCAAUUGCUUCACAUCUUCAGGCAAUUAAGGCAGCUAAAGAUAGCCUCAGUGUCAGAUUUGUACUGGAAGGAAAAGAAAUUCGUCUGAAACCACACUGUGCAAUUUUUAUUACCCUGAAUCCUGGAUACAAAGGUCGUGUGGAACUUCCAGACAACUUAAAAUCAUUAUUUCGUCCUAUGUCAAUGAUAAUACCAGAUUAUGAACUCAUUGCUGAAAUAAUGUUGUUUUCAGAAGGUUUCAGAUCAGCAAAAUUACUCUCAGGGAAGAUAAUAAAUCUUUACCAACUUUCUAGCAAAAGACUAUCACGACAGGACAAAUAUAAUUUUGGCAUGAGAGCUAUAAAAACUGUAUUAAUAAGAGUUGGUCAAAGGCGUCAAGAGUUUCCUGCAAUAGAAGAAACUCUAAUCACAAUUGACAUACUGAAAGAAGUGAAUUUACCAAAGUUAAUUGCUGAGGAUGUUCCAGUAUUUGAACAUAUUAUCAGAGAUCUCUUUACAGAAAUGGAAGUUCCAAAAGUAAAUCCUAAACGAUUAGAGGCUCGUGGUGGUGUGAUGCUUGUAGGCCCCACAGGUGGAGGAAAAACUACCAUCAGAACAAUUUUAGAAAAAGCCUUGAUAAUCUUUCCAUUAGUUGAUACGGAUAGUGCUUCCAAACUUGAUUGUUCUGGUAAGAUUUCUGACAGAAAAAGCAAAGUGGAUACUUUUGUUGUAAACCCAAAGUGUGUUACUAUUGAUGAACUCUUUGGACAGACAAAUCCUAGUACAAUGGAAUGGUCAGAUGGAUUAUUAUCAUCAGUAGUAAGAGGAUUUGCUAAACUUGGGAUCAAAAGAGCUAAAAGAAAAGAUCCAAGCCUUGGUAUUAAUUCAGAAAUGCAGGAUUUAUAUACACUGAAUACAGUGAAUAUAGCUGAUGCAGUUGUGCCUGAUGAAGUUGGACAAUCAAUAGAGAAUAUUCAAUGUGAAACUGCUGUUGACUGGCAGUGGAUUAUCCUGGAUGGUCCAGUAGAUCCACUUUGGAUAGAAAACUUAAAUUCUGUGUUAGAUGACAGCAGAAUAUUAUGUCUUGCUAACAGUGAAAGAAUUUAUCUAUCAUCAGCCUUCAGAGUGAUAUUUGAAGUGGACAGUGUGUCUGAAGCCAAUCCAGCCACAAUUAGUAGAUGUGCCAUGGUUUACGUGGACCCUGCUGAUUUGGGAUGGGAGCCUUAUGUCAAAACAUGGCUGCAAGGAAUUUCUGAAAUAAUACCCAAAAAUAGUAUUGAAUAUCUUGAAAGUUUGUUUCACUCAAGUAUAAAGACAGGGUUAACUUUUCUAAAUAAACAUAAGAAAAUGCAGGCAUUUCCUGUACAUCAGUUGGGGAUAGUAAUGAACAUUUGCAGAAUUAUUGGUUCAUUUAUUCAUGUAAUAAAACUAAAUCAAGAAUCACAAGACAUCUUCCCCACUGAAUCUGCCAGUUUCAAACCAAGUUCCUUUGAAAAUCUGGUGGAUGGUGAGAUAUGGUUUUGGGAAAAAGAGCCUAAUAAAAUGCUCAUAUUAUUGGAGAAAAUUUUCAUAUUUGCAUUUACUUGGGCUGUUGGAGGAAUUUUAAAACGAGAGGAAGAACAUGAAGGUGAAACUCUCAUUGAUAUAAACACUAGCCAAGAUGAACUUGCACAUGUAACAUGUGACUUCAAUUACCUUGUUCGGGAAUUAUUUGACAAAAAACCACCUACUAAUAUUCAGAUGCCAUCUGGAGAUAAAACUGUUUUUGAUUAUUUUGUGGAUUUACAAACAGGAGAAUUUGAACCAUGGGGACAUUUAGUUCCUAGCACACAAUUUCUUAUCCAGAAAGAGACAUCAGAUCUUUCCGAUAGUGAUAAUAACAUGUUAGAAAAUCAAGAAAAGAAAAUGGAGGCCUCCACAUUUAUUCCCAAUAUUGAUACAAUUCGUCACAGCUUCCUAGCAAGUCUUCUUUUAUUGUCAAAACAUCCAGUACUGAUUAUAGCUCUCAGCUCAAUAAGAGAGGAUUCCUAUGUUGAAGAACCAUCUUCAGGGCCUAUCAUUUGUAAAUUACAAUUAUGUGCCCAUACAAGUGCAGCUCAAACGAAGAGUUUGAUCACCCAGAAAUUAAUACUGAGAAGUAAAGAUGUCAUGGGUGCUCCACAAUCUAAACAAACACUAUUGUUUAUUGAUGAUUUGAACAUACCAAUCACAGAAGAAUAUGGAUCCAAGCCACCAUUAGAAUUCAUCCGUCAGUUUGUGGAGAUGGGUGGAUUUUAUGACGUUAAACACCUUGAAUGGAAAUAUAUUAAGGACAUUGCCACAAUUGCAUGCUGUACACCUCUAAAUGUAGGAAGUAAUGAGAUUAGUACUCGUCUUCUAUCCCAUUUUUGCAUCUUAGUUUUGCCUACAACUUCCUUACAGUCUUUGCAACGUAUUUUCCAGGUACGUCUGGGAACAUACUUUUACAUUAAUAGAUUCUUGGUUGAAGUUCAGAAGUGUACAGAUUAUUUAACGUGUUGCUCUAUUGCACUGUACUAUAGAAUGCUGUAUAAAAUGCUUCCAACACCUGCUAAAUGCCAUUACAUAUUUAAUCUACGAGAUCUUUUUAAGGUACUUGAAGGACUACUUCAAGCCCACAAGUCAGUCAUUGUCUCAAAAGAAACAACAGCAUUAUUGUUCAUACAUGAAUCUACUCGAAUUUUCCAUGAUCGUCUAGUUGAUCUAGCAGAGAAGGAGACAUUUUAUCAGUUUCUUUCAAAUGAGCUCCACAAUUAUUUUAAAAUUUCCUGGACAAAGGAGAAGUUGAUGGAGGAGUCUCCUCUAUUUGUAGAUUUUCUAGAUUACACUGUACCUUUAGAUAGGAGAAUAUAUAGAAAUGUACCUAGCCGGAAGGUUCUUCAUUCGACACUGGAAGACUAUUAUAUGAGAAUGCAAAUAAAAGAGUCAGAGAUCUCCAUGGUAUUUUUCAAAGAAGCAGUACAGCAUGUAGUUAGAGCUGCAAGGGUUUUUCGGCAACAAAAUAGUCAUAUGACACUGAUUGGACUGAAUGGCAUUGGAAAAGCAACCUGUGUAGCCUUAGCCUGUUAUAUAUCUGAAUGCAGUAUCUGUAGGUUAUCUACUUCCUAUAGUUACACCUUUGCACAUUUUCAAGAGGAUAUUAAAAAAGUCUAUAAACAAGCUGGAGCAGAAGGCAAGAGGACUGUUCUUCUUAUUACAGAUUCAGAUAUAAUUCAAGAAUCAAUUUUGGAAGUCCUAAGUUGUAUUCUGAAAUCAGGACAAGUACCCAACCUAUUUGAGAAGGAUGAGUUGAAUAACAUUAUUGAAUCACUCACAUCAGCUUCCGAAAUGACUAAGGAUUCCAACAAAUUGGAUGAUAUGUAUUCCUUCUUCUUACAUAGAGUACGCCACAACCUUCAUAUAGUUUUGACAGUAAAUCCUACAGGACUGGUUUUCCGUCAAUAUAUACAGAUAUAUCCUGCCAUUGUGAAUUGCUGUACAGUAGACUGGUAUGAAAAUUGGCCUGAAGAGGCACUUUGCCAUGUAGCAAAAAGUUAUUUUAGCCAAAAUGAGACAUUGAGAAAUGAGAAUUUAAGAGAUAUUCUUAUCCCCAUGACUGUUAAUAUUCACAAGAAUGUAUCUAUAAUAAUUGAGAAAUACUUGAAGGAAACUAAAAGGCACUAUUACAUCACUCCCAAAAGUUACUUGCAAUUUAUAAAUACUUUUUCCACAAUAUUGAGGACCACAAAAGAGAAAAUGCUGAGUGAAAGAGCUUGCUAUCAUUCUGGUCUGACAAAAAUCUUGGAUGCAACUUCACAGAUUACAAAUAUGCAAGAUGAAUUACUUGUCCUUGGACCUCAAAUAGAAUCAAAAUCAAAGGAAAUAGAAGCACUUGUAGCUAAACUUCACAAAGAUGCCUCAGUUGUAGAGCAAGUUCGAACUUUGGUUAAAAAGGAUGAAGAAACUAUGACUGCAGAAACUAAAAUUGUGGAAGGGUAUGCUAAGCAAGUAACAGAAGAACUCAAUUCUGUAUUGCCAUCUUUGGAGAAGGCCCUUAGUGCUCUUGAUGCACUUGACAAAAAUCAUAUUGCAGAAGUUAGAGUAUAUACUCAUCCUCCUCCACUUGUUUUAACUGUUAUGAAUGCCGUCUGUAUUCUUCUUGAAAAGAAACCAAACUGGGCAACAGCAAAAUUACUACUUUCAGAUCCAGGAUUCCUUAAAAAAUUGGUUACAAUUGACAAAGAUAAUUUACCAGAAAAGGUUUUUCUGCAGUUAAAAAAAUAUGUGAGGUCACCUGAUUUCAGCCCAGUGAAAGUGGGACUUGUGUCUGUUGCAUGUUGCUCCAUAUGCCAGUGGAUUUUAGCUCUGGAUCACUAUCAUAUUGUUAAAAGGUUUGUAGAUCCAAAGCAAGCAAAGGUAGCAGAAGCAGAGGAAUUACUGAACCGUGCACUUAGUAAAUUAGCUGAAAAACAAAGAUGUUUAGCCCUGAUUGAACAACAUCAACAAAAUUUAGAAGCAUUGUAUGAUGAAAGUAUUGCUGAACAGGAAAAACUUGCAGCCCGAAAAAUUCAAACAACUCGUCGUUUACAUAGUGCAUCUAUAUUAAGUGUAGCUCUAAAGAAUGAAAUGGAACGCUGGAAAGAAUCUGUUAAUAACCUCGAUCAAAGAUUGCAAGGAAUUGUAGGUGAUGUCCUUAUAUCAGCAGCUUGUAUUGUCUACAGUGGAAUUUUAUCAGCGGGGUAUCGUCAACAGCUAGUUGAUGACAGUUUGAAACUCUGCAGUGAUAACAAUAUUUUGGUCUCUCCAAAUUACUCAUUGGUUAACUGCAUGACAGAAAAGAAUGAGGUCCGCAGAUGGCAAAAUGCAGGCUUGCCACAUGAUCAAUACACCACAGAAAAUGCAAUACUUGUUAAACAUGGAGAACGGUGGCCUUUACUAAUUGAUCCAGAAAGGCAAGCUUACAAAUGGAUAUGUCAAAUGGAAGGCAGUAAAUUGCGACAAACCAAUGCUUCAGAUGCCAAAUACUUAAUAACAAUUGAAUAUGCUUUACAGUUUGGUGAAUCAGUCCUUCUGCAGGAUUUUCCUGAAACAUUGGAUUCAAAUAUAAAAUCAAUCUUAAGCAAGGAUAUCUACAAAAAAGGAGGACAAGAAUUCAUUAGAAUAGCAGAUUCUGAAAUUCAGUACAAUUCAGACUUUCGAUUAUACCUGACAACGCAGAAACCCAAUCCUCAUUUUCUGCCAGAAACAUGCAAUAUUGUUACAAUGAUAAACUUCAUUUUAACAUUCCAUGGUUUGCAAAAUCAGCUUUUAUCUGCAGUUGUAAAUAAGGAAAAACCUGAACUUGAAAAACAGUACUGCAAGUUGAUGGAAAGCAUAUCAAUUGAUCUGGUAGCACUACAUGAAUAUGAACAAAGAUCACUUCAACUUUUGCAAAAAACAACUGGGCACCUUUUAGAUGACCAAGAUCUAAUUGAAAAUUUGCAGCAAACAAAAAUUACCUCAUCAGAGAUUUUUCAGCGUGUAGCAGAUUCAGCAGCAACAGAAGUCACCAUAGAAGGAUUGCGUAAAGCGUAUAUUCCUAUAGCAACUCGUGGUGCUGUGCUCUAUUUUGUAAUAUCAGAUCUUAUACACAUCAACCAUGUCUAUCAGUUUUCACUGAACUGGUUUCAUAAGAUCUUUGUAGACUCUAUAGAUAAUGUGAAGAAAAGGGAAAUUUCUCUCAGUGAUGAUCUUUCAAGUACAAAAAUAAGUGAAUAUAAGGUGCAAAGCAAAGAAACAAUAACGGAAAGUGAAACUGAGAUAGAUCACUUCAAAAUACAUAUUAAUGAUAUAAUUGAGACACUAACAUAUCAUGUCUACGAGACAGUUUCUUCAGCUUUGUUCAAUAAAAAUAAGCUAUGCUUUGCUUUCCUACUGUGCACCGCAAUCAUGAAAAAUAAUUGUGGUGAAAAUGUAUUCACAAAUAAGCUUGGAUUUAUAUCAGAGAAUGAGUGGAAUUUCUUCCUGUACUCUCGGAUGAUAGCAAACAUUAAGCAACCAUCAAUCUCUGACUCUGCUGACUCGUGUGUAUUUAACAAAACUGCUCCAUUCCACUGGAUAAGUGAAAUGAUGUGGAAAGAAUGUCAGUACAUGAGUACUCAAAUACCAGCAUUCAACCUAUUGUGCAGUUCUCUGUCAACAUAUCCUCAACAGUGGAACGAUUUUCUAGAUAGUGAGAAUGUGUAUGAUUUGAUUAGUACAUGUUAUAGACCAUUAUCACCAAAGCAAGAGUCAGAAUCACAGCUAGGAAGAGAAAGUGAGGAGGAGGAGGAGGAGAGUAUACAUGUAAUUUUUCCUUGGGAGAAGCUUUCUCCAUUUGAAAGACUUAUAUUGAUAAAAGUUCUUCGUUCAGAAAUGUUAAACCAAGCAGUACAAAUAUUUGUAACUGAGAAAUUAGGAACUAGGUAUUUUCAGACUGGAGGAAUUAAUUUAAAAGGAAUGUAUGAAGGAUCUGAUUCUACAACUCCACUAAUUAUCCUCCAUACUCAUGAGAUAGACAUUACAGCAAUUGUCUUGCGCUUUGCCCAAGAAAUAAAAACAAGUACACAAAAUCUGCAAAUGCUAUCUCUGGGACGUGGCCAAGGAAGCAAAGCAGAGGAAUUGAUAUAUAAAGCACAAAUACUGGGUGAACAGUGGGUAUUCCUUCAGAAUUGCCACCUCGCAACUUCAUUUAUGCCAAGAUUGUGCAAAAUUGUUGAUUCCUUUAUCCUACCUGAUACAACUAUAAAUCCAGGAUUUAGACUAUGGUUAAGUUCAACAUCAGAUAGAUCUUUACCCAUAUCUAUCUUGAGAAGCGGGCUAAAGAUAGUAAUAGAAACUCCACAAGGACUAAAAGGAACAUUACUUCAAACUUUUGGAUUUGGUGACACUGCUGUAGUAACAGAAACUAUAUUUAAUAAAACCAACUGUGGGCCAUCAUGGAAAAGAUUGUUGUUUAGCCUAUGUUUCUUCAAUGCUGUCAUUCUUGAAAGAAAGAAGUAUGGAGUUUUGGGCUGGAACAUUCCAUAUGCUUUUAAUUCUUCCGAUUUAGAGUUUUCGAUCAAAAUAUUGGAAGUGCUCCUUGAGAAGCACCAAAAGAUUCCUUGGGUAGCAUUGCAUUAUUUGACUGGAGAAGUAAUAUAUGGAGGCCAUGUAACUGAUAAUUGGGACCGUAGAUGCUUGCUUAGCAUUUUAGAUAAUUUUUAUAAUCCUUCUGUAUUGGGAGAAGAUUUUGUUUAUACUGCUGAUGAGGUGUACCGACCAAUAUCUGAAGUAGAUAGUUUAGAAGACUGCAGAGCCUAUCUACAAUCUCUUCCAGAAGUGGAUUCUCCGGAACUCUUUGGAAUGCAUCAUUGUGUUGAAAGACAAUACUUAAAAGCUCAGGCAGAAUUAUUUAUUAAUUCAAUUGUCAGUACCCAACCAACAUAUAGCACAGAUAUUAUCAGUGAUAGAAUGGAGCAGGAUAAAAUAGUACUGGAAAUGGUAUCUGAUAUUCUAAUAAAGCUACCAUUGACUGUAGAGAAUAUGGAAGGGGCAUCUAAUGAAUAUGUGACUACAGAAAACGUAACCUUGAGAAGUUUCAUGUCUGGACCAAUUUGGGCUGCACUUGCAAAAGCUACAGAAGAUUUUUAUUCUAUUACCAAUUCACCUUUGCUACCUGUCUUGCGCCAGGAGAUUGACCAUUGUAAUAAUUUACUAUACUUAAUAAUUCAAUCAUUACAAGAGCUUCAGCAAGGAAUUAAAGGAAAAAUUAUAUUCACUAAAAGAUUAGAAGAACUUUAUAAUUCAAUAUUUAAAGGCAGAGUAGCUGUUCUGUGGGAGCAAAGCUCUUUUAAGACAAAUAAACCUUUAGGAUCCUGGAUUGAUGAUCUCAUUAUACAAGUGAAUUUCUUUGCGAUGUGGGCUGAUCGAAUUAUCUCCUUUAUGCAAGAAAGGUUUAAUGAUUUACUGAUGCUUCAGAGACAAAGCAAAAUACUACCUCAUCUUGGUGAAUAUCCUGAGUUUCAUGCCAGUUAUCAAGGACAUCCUAGCAGUUUUUGGCUUCCAGGUUUCUUUUUUCCACAUGGAUUUCUUAUUGCUGUGUGUCAGAAUUAUGCUCGGUUGAAUAAAGUAACAGUGGAUUCACUUACUUUUACACAUAAAGUGCUUCCUUUAACUCAAGAUGAAGAUUUAAGCUUCAAUAGAAGGGAAAACAUAUUAAACAAAGCUUUUGAGAUUACCGUUUUCCCAAGUUUCUGUGAUGAAGACCAGCUUUUAUAUGUAUGUCCUUUAUACAAGACACCUCAAAGAACAGGAAUGCUGUCUUCUAUGGGUGCAUCUACAAAUUUUGUAACUGAAAUUAAUCUGCCAACUCUGGUAACUCCUAGCCACUGGAUAAUGAGAGGAGUUGCACUGUUAUGUCAACUGGAUUAG
Thamnophis elegans (Western terrestrial garter snake) is the source of this 15687-nucleotide messenger RNA. It is a transcript of the gene DNAH14, whose product is annotated as dynein axonemal heavy chain 14. The transcript has 86 exons. Bases 1 to 15687 code for a protein of 5228 amino acids. Lineage: Eukaryota; Metazoa; Chordata; Lepidosauria; Squamata; Natricidae. Gene Ontology annotation, molecular function: ATP binding; ATP hydrolysis activity; aspartic-type endopeptidase activity. Gene Ontology annotation, biological process: proteolysis; viral process; microtubule-based movement. The record is from RefSeq and is a predicted model, not a curated record. Gene Ontology annotation, cellular component: dynein complex.